GCGUCGCGGAGUGCACAUCGGAGUGCGGUGGUGUCUGGUAGCGCAGCAGAGGCGGAAGCAGCAUGGCGGCGGCCCAGGCGGCGGUUCCCAGCGUCGGGCCCCGCUCUCCCAACAUCGUCUACGGACCCAUCCCUUACAAGUCGCCGCACCGCUAUGUGGAGUCGGAGGUGACCAUCCACUACCGCAGUCCGGUGCGGUCCGAGGCGAAGGAGGCGCUCUCCGAGGAGGAACUGGCCCGCCGGCAGGCGGAGGCUAUGCGCAGGAUCUACCAAGAGGAGCGCCGCCGCAAGUACCUGCAGGAGCUGCAAGACAUGCACAGUCGCCGCCACACCGACAACUUCACCCCCUCUCAGAAGUCACCUAUUCCGCUGAACCGCUAUGACGACUUCUUGGAUGAUGCCAGCUCCAAGUCCAGGCCAAGAGACAAAACUCCUGAGCCCAAGCUGGUCGCUCGUGCGCUGUACAACUUUGUUGGACAGACUUCAAGAGAGCUCAGCUUCAGGCGGGGAGACAUCAUAUUCGUGAGGAGACAGAUUGACAAGAAUUGGUAUGAAGGAGAGCACAACGCCAUGGUGGGGCUCUUCCCUCUCAACUAUGUUGAGAUAAUACCCUAUGAUGGAAUUCGAACAAUGCCAAAGAAACCAACUGAAGGACAAGCAAAGGCAAAAUUCAAUUUUAUUGCACAAACACAUCUUGAAUUGUCUCUUGUAAAAGGAGAACUGGUAGUUCUGACACGAAGAGUGGAUGAAAACUGGUAUGAAGGUCGUAUAGGAAACAGGAAAGGCAUUUUCCCAGUUUCCUAUGUAGAGGUGUUGCAGGAACCAGGAGACAAUAGGACAGGAAUGCUAGCAACGCCAACGAAACCCACGAGCACACCUACGGUGCAGUCAGUGUUGGUGAAUGGCACAGGGGUGAAGAAUUACCACCAGCCAGGCUCCACCUACUACAGCCAGAACAAAGCAACAAGUCCGUACACAUCCAGCAGCCCUUAUGCAACACUGCCAAGACAAGCCCAGCCGCCUAAGCAGCCAGUGGCCCCUGUCAACCAAACACUUCACAUCGAUACGCAUUCAGAGCCUGUUCCCUACAAGGCUCUAUAUAACUACAGACCUCAAAAUGAGGAUGAACUGGAAUUGAGAGAGGGCGAUACUGUCUAUGUUAUGGAAAAAUGUGAUGAUGGCUGGUAUGUUGGUUCUAGCCAAAGAACUGGUUUCUUUGGAACUUUUCCUGGUAACUAUGUGGAAAGAUUGUAAGUUGAUGUGGAAUCUGAGAGUUUAUAUGAAGAACUACUUUUACUGUAGAUAGUGAACAUACUAACUGGCAUUUUACCCACUGUACUGCCAUCAUAGUCUGCCCAUCAGCAAAUACAGAAAUGACUUUUAUGUAAAUAAAUAAGUAACCACUGAUUUGUGCUUGUCAAAUAAAAUGAUUAUCAUUAGAUCAGAAACUUUUUUAAUGUUGAAGUAUGCAUGAAAGUACUCUUUGUUUCAGUAUUUUCAUGAAAAUACUGUAUAUUAUGUGCUGUAAAAUUUUUAUAUACCAAAGAGAUUCAAAUUAACAGCUACUAUUUGUAGCUGGUCACUCAUAGUAACUCAUUACAUCUACAGGGAUAGUUUUAACUGACUGUGUUAUCUAGCUUCUUAGCUUAAGACACUACAGAAUUUGUCAGUGCUUACAUGUUAAUUGAAAUUGUUGAUAUGUGGAAUGUAAUAUGUUAUUUAUAACUUAUGGACAUGCAACAGAGUAAUUGUUAUUUUGCAUAAUCAAGUUAUUAGACAAAAGGAUCUGCACAGUAUCUGCCUGAUGGUGAAAUGACAAUACUUAAACACAACAACUACAAAAAUACUUCCCCUAUCAAGUGUUUCCUUAAACUUCACCAUUAUAAGAACCUCAAACUAUAAGACCCUCUCUGUAAACAUAUAUUAAAAGCAUUCAAAAUAAAAUAUAAGGUAUGUACAGGAAGCAAUGUAUAUUUCUCUGUUACUUUGAGGUAUAAACCAAAUCUCAUUUUAAGUUGUCAUUGCUCCAUUGAAUCUUUCUGGAGAAACAAUAACAAUAGUAUAAGAUAAGUAAUGAAACUACAGAUUCACAUACAAAAAUGUAGUAUUUGACAUCCUUCCUAUGUCUGAAUUUGACUAAAUGAAACAGAGCAAAGCAUUUCAUGGUCAGGUAUGUGCAGAUUUACUAGUUGCAUAGCUCUCAAGUAAACGAAAUUGUGCUUCAACAAAUUGUAUUAUAUGUUGUGCUUCCAGUUUUUUUUUCAGAAAGAAAUAAUAUAUACAUUGUAUGAGAAUGAAACUAUUUUGUAACUUGGAUGUAACUGGUUGGCCAUAGACAAUAUAAUUCAAUUUUUAUUUUUUGGGGAAUAUGCUCAUGAAAGAACAUACUAGCAAUUGACAAUGAUUUAGAUACUAUUUACUGAAAGUUUUAAAGUUGAUUUUCCAUACCAAGUAAAUUGUUGCAAUUAUUUUAUGAUGAUAUUGUAUAGACUAAUGCAAUUUUUUGACUUCUAGCCUAAAAAAGACAAGUCAUUUUGGAGCCACAUGUAGAGUAAAAUGUUACCCUGAUUCCAAAGUAAUAUUUAUAUAUAUAUGUAUAUUUGUAAGUGACACCAAGUCACAUAAUAUUUCAGGGCAUUUGAAUGGUUUCAAUAUUGUGCAUCACAGUAUACUCAGUGAGCCCAGUGUACACUAAUAUAUAUGCAGCAGUAACUUCCAAUUUAAAGAAUCUGCCUGGCAACAGACUAUAACAAUAAUCCUACACUACUUACACAUUUAUAUUCUUACUACAGCAGAGAUAAAAGUUAAAGUUUCCAUACUGUAACAUCAGAGGUAUUAGUUGAGUUGUUAACUUACCUGUACAACAAAAAUUUCAGUUUUGUAUCAGUCCUGAAGCUGUAUUACCCCUCAAUACAACUAUGAAAAUUACUGUUAAUUUUCUUUAAGUUCUGUAGUAUCCAACUUGUUAACAUUUUUGUGAAUAGUGUUAAAUUGUGAGAAAUGCUUCUUCACUUAUACUUCUAGUCAUUAGCCAAAGGAUUUACACAACCAGUUACUAAGAAGCCUAAUUAAGUUGUUGUUAUCAAAUGGUUUGGUGAUUUACACCUAUUAGGCCGACUGAGCACCACAGGCAUCAGCUCAAGAUAUGUUAACAUCGGUGUCAAUGUGGUCUGAAACCUGAGGCAAAAUUACAUUUCUUUUACAGCCAUGCUAAUUAAGAAGAGCACUAUUCAUGUCAUUUUGUGUGUGUUAUUGACAUUGUAUUAGAUGCAGAAGCUGGAAGUGUAAAAUUCAAGAAACAUAGCAGUGCCUUUAACAAAAAAUAACCUACCAGGUAGUUGAUAAAUAAUUUGUUAUUAUUGUAACAUACUUAGCAAACACCAAAAUAAGAUAAUCAUGGUUUUUCACCAACAACUCGAACCAUUAAUUAACACAGAGAGGAACAUAUUUUCUGCCAUAUUUUGUCUUUCUGGUAAUGAAAACAAAGAUCUUAUUUUGUACCAGUUAGAACAUAGCAACAGAAAGUAACUAUGGAAAAACCGUUUGGUUUCUCUUGAUCAGUUAUAUAUAGAAGUUGUAAUGGAACAGUUAUAUCUCCAGCAAAUUCAGAACACAAAUUUAAAAAACUGCUAUGAAGAAUUUAAUGCUUCGUUGCUAAGUUUACCAGUUAAAAUGUAUUUUUGUAGAAAAUAUGAUUGACAGGUAAUCCUCUCAGAUGCACUUUUGUUAAUUAAUGCAGAUAUUUAGGGCUUAAAAUGAGGUAAUUUCUUGAUGCUCUAAAACUCUCUUGGCCACAUUUUCAAUGAAAUAAUUAGUGAGAACAAAUUAUUGUUAAUUAUUAUGUUUAUACCAAAAUGAGAAACCAAAUCAGUAAUAAAUGCCAUCAUCAUAUCAUUUAAGUUGUCACUACCUUAAAGCAUGUCAUAAAUCCUGUGUCAGAACUGUAAUUAAUAAA
Schistocerca nitens (vagrant locust) is the source of this 3954-nucleotide messenger RNA. RefSeq names its product sorbin and SH3 domain-containing protein 2-like. The record is from RefSeq and is a predicted model, not a curated record. Gene Ontology annotation, molecular function: protein binding. The transcript is spliced from 9 exons. Bases 63 to 1253 code for a protein of 396 amino acids. NCBI's taxonomy places the organism in Eukaryota, Metazoa, Arthropoda, Insecta, Orthoptera, Acrididae.